Messenger RNA from Nerophis ophidion (straightnose pipefish), 4190 nucleotides. It is a transcript of the gene rbm12, whose product is annotated as RNA binding motif protein 12. Bases 194 to 2884 code for a protein of 896 amino acids. Lineage: Eukaryota; Metazoa; Chordata; Actinopteri; Syngnathiformes; Syngnathidae. Gene Ontology annotation, molecular function: RNA binding. The record is from RefSeq and is a predicted model, not a curated record. Gene Ontology annotation, cellular component: nucleoplasm; ribonucleoprotein complex. The transcript is spliced from 2 exons. Gene Ontology annotation, biological process: regulation of RNA splicing.
CAAUCGACGCGCCACCAGCAGGGGGCGCCGUCAUCAUCUCGCGAUAACAGCGAGACAUCGCGUGGCUUGCGCCGACAUUUGGCGACUGCAGAAAGAAGGGAGCGAGCAUCCGAGAGACGUCCGUGCAUGAAUCAAAGCAGAGUGUGUUAGUUGACAGAUUGAUCGGUUGUAGGCCUGUUGAUUAGCAGUCAGUAUGGCGGUAGUCAUCAGACUGCAAGGUCUGCCCAUUGUGGCCGGCACCAUGGACAUCAGGCACUUCUUCUCUGGCCUCACCAUCCCUGAUGGGGGAGUGCACAUCGUGGGUGGUGAACAUGGCGAGGCCUUCAUUGUGUUUGCCACUGACGAGGAUGCUCGACUGGGGAUGAUGCGCACAGGUGGGUCCAUUAAGGGCUCCAAAGUGUCGUUGUUGCUCAGCAGCAAGACGGAAAUGCAGAACAUGAUUGAGUUGAGCCGUCGCAGGUUUGAGGCCGGAGCAGGUUCGAGCGAGACCGCUCCCCCGACUGCUGGGAACGCUAGCCGCCAAGCUUCCGCCGCACCCAUACCCACAGUGCAGUCGUUAGCAGGGGGCAGAAGCGGCAGUCACGGAAACCAGAGUUUCAUUAACACGACAUCGGUAGUGACUGCAGCCAGUUCUUCUCAAGAGUCUCAGAGUAACAAGGCUAUAGCCAGCCUGACUGGCAUGGUGCCCGGCUUCCCCAACAGCUACAGCUCUACCCCCGGGCUCACCACCUCACUCGGGUCCCUAAAUGCAGGACCGCCCAUUGUGCCGCUUCCCAGCAUGACAUCCCUGCCACCAAUGCCUACGUUGCCCACGCUGCCCAUUCCUCCUCCGGUAUCGUCACUGGCCCCAGUCCCCACUGUCACCCAACUUUCCCAAGGACCGCCAAUGUCCCACCUUCACCACAUGUCUUCGUUGCCACCUUUCAACCCCUCCCUCCCACCGCCUGCAGGACUUGGUGCAGGCCUCCCCAUGGGUGCCCCAAACCCGAUGCUGUUCAACCCCCUCUCUCCUCUCGCAUCCCUUGGCCUUCAAGCUCACAUGAAAGUGGCUGCAGUCUCAGCUACUGGAGCAGGAGUGCCCAGUCCAAAUGAGAUGUUUGUCCUCUUGCAGAAUCUCCCGUACCCCUGUUCAGAAAUGGAGAUCAGAGACUUUUUUCGAGGUCUGGGGGUGGAUGGAGUGCGUUUGUUGAGAGAUGGGCAAGGUCGUCCAACCGGCCGAGCUAUGGUCAAGUUCUUCUCCCCCCAAGACGGCUUUGAAGCUCUAAAACGUGGCGGUGGCAUGAUGGGGCAAAGGUUUAUUGAGAUCACGCUAGGCUCUGAGAGGCAGUGGGCGGGCCUUAACAACACAAUGGUUCAUACUUCCCCACAAAGCGGAAAACUAAACCGCGAAGCGCAGGACCAGCAUCAGCACCAGCACCAGCACCAUGGUAAUGUUGGCCGGAAUCAUCAGAGAGGAAGGUCAAGAUCUCCACAUCGUCAGGAGCUCUGUGUGUACCUGAAGGGCCUUCCUUACGAGACAGACAAAAACCAGAUUAAGGAAUUCUUCAGACACCUGUCCGUGGUCGAGGACAACAUAUACAUUGCUUAUGGGCCCAAUGGGCGAGCCACAGGAGAAGGCUUUGUGGAGUUCAAAACAGAACAGGACUAUAAGACGGCCCUGAGUGCUCACUUGCAGUACAUGGGCUCCCGCUUCAUUCAAGUACAUCCCAUCAGCCACACGGGAAUGCUUGAAAAGAUAGACGCUAUUCGCAAACGGGAUGCAUCACAAAGCGAUAGAAAGAAUCCGGAAAGCCUAAGAUCCCCAAGGAACUGCGCACAUAUCACGAACAUCCCUUACAAUAUCUCAAAGAAGGACGUCCGGGCCUUCCUGGAAGGCAUUGGAUUUUACGAAGAUUCGCUGAAGGUUCUGACAGACAGCCACGGGAACGGAAUGGGACAGGCGGUGUUCCAGAUUCAAACCGAGGACGACGCUCGCAAAGCCGAGCAACUGCAUCGCCAGAAGCUCAAUGGCCGGGAUGCUUUUGUCCACUUGGUGACCUAUGAACAGAUGAAGGAGAUCGAGAGAAACCCUCCUCCUCAAAACAAGAGAGGUCAAAGAAAUCAGCAUCAAAACCAGCAGAAUCAGAGCCAGCAGGUGCAGGCUCAGCCGGUUCCGCAGCAGCCCCAAAUCCACCCGUUUGCUGCCAUUGGUGGGGAGGAUUUUAGCUAUCUAAGAAGUAGCAUGGGACCUCUGAAUAGUUCCCCGUUCGUCACUCCGUUCUCUGCUCCAGGAAACGGGCUGGCGGGUCCUCCUCCACUCCCCCCAUUGGCAGCAGGACUCGGUGAUGUGAAUCUGGCUGUUGCGCCCCCUCUCCUGGCCAGUAUCCCUGGAGCUCCCCUUCUGGAGCCUCCGGGCUUUCGGCCGGGCACUGUGGGAGGGGCUCCAUUCGGCCAAGACGGGCUGAGGGGUUUGGCGCCCUUCGACAACGCCAACAGGAAAGGGAGUGCGGGAGGCCAGAACCGAGGAGCGGGGGCCAACAGCAACAACCAAACGCGGCAAGCGGGAGGUACGACCGGUGGACAGCAAGCUUUCAGUCAGGGUGUGGAGGGCCUCCAACCCGCCCCCGGAGGGACCAACAACCCCAACAGUCAACGCGGUUCCGCCGCCCCGACAGUAGUCAAGAUCCAGAACAUGCCCUUCACCGUGACAGUGGAUGAGAUCAUGGACUUCUUCUACGGUUACGAGGUGCUGCCCGGCUCGGUCUGCUUGCAGCUGGGCGACAAAGGCCUGCCCACCGGCGAGGCCAUGGUGGCCUUUCAGAACCACCAAGAGGCCACGGCCGCGGUCGUCGACCUCAACGACAGACCCAUCGGGGCGCGGAAAGUCAAAAUGAGUCUGGGGUGAACGAUCCGACUGUACCUGUGCACACCUGUGUCUCUCUCUCUCUCUGCUCCCGCACCCUCUACACACCAUUCCUAGCAUAGCAUCACGCUGGCUAACUUCCUGUUUGUUGCUCCGCCCAUUCUUCCAAAUGCAGCGUUUGUUUUUUUUGAUUGUGAAGACUGGCACAAUUUCGGCGCCCCUUGACUGCCGUGACCUCAUGUUUAGUCAGUCAUGUCCGACACGCUCACCUGUACUGUUGCUAUGGCAACGCCAGCCUGUAAAUAUGCUCUGUUGCUAUGGUGUGAUGCUCAAACGAAAACUGUUGUGUUGUUGCCACGGCAACACCACGCCGUGUGCCCCCCCCCCACGUGCUUCUGACUUGUCUUUUUGAAACCUGCGCUUGUUUUUUCGCCUCUGAAAUGUCUGCUCUGUUUCCAUGUUUCCUGCCUCUGUUGCCAUGACGACGAUGAUGAUGAUGAUGAUGAUGAAAAGCCAUUUGUCAAAUGUACCGCUCCAAUGCUUUCUUGUGAUGUUGACGUUCAGCGUCAAGGUGUGUCGCCAGUUUUGAAGACUGGCACAUUGUCACAAUGAUAAAAAACGCUGUCGCCAUGGCAACCGGCUGGGUGGCCAUGGAGUGGGACGGCGGUCUCCUGUUUUUAUUCUAUCAGUCAAUGAAUUGUUUCUGUUUUUAUCUUGCUGUCUUUGGGUUCCACUGAACGCACAGCGCAUCCGGAAAGUAUUCACAGCAUUUCCACGUUUUGUUAUGUCACAGACUUAUCACUUUUCUCCUCAAAAUUCCACACACAAUACCCUGUUAUGACAAUUUGUGAUUUUUUUAAUUUUGCCAAUUCUUUCAAACUAAUAAUGACAUACGUAUUGAUAGCCUUUGCUCAAUUCUUUUUUCGAUGUACAAACCUUGGCACACCUACGUUUUUUUGUGCAGGUGGGUGAAUACAAUGGUAUUCAAAAAGACUCGAGGCUGUAAUCGCUGCCAAAGGUGCGUCAAAGUAUUGAGCAAAGGCUCUGAAUACAAAUGCUUUUUAUGUAACUUUUUACAUUAUAGGGUAUUAUACGUAGAAUUUUGAGGGCAAAACAAAUGAUGUCUGUAACAUAGCAAAAUGUGUGAGAAGUGAAUAGUUGUGGAUGUUGUGUACGUACAAACAAAGUAACUUAUGUAGGUCUGCAGCAGAUUUUGGAUUUGGUAGCAUUAUGUUGAUGUUUUUUUCUCCUUUAAACAUCACUUUUCUUUGUACUGUGCGUGUGAAGACGUGUAUGCUGUGGCCUCGCCUGUCCUGGUGGUGAAUAAAAAGGAUGUUCCCGAAGUUCA